Messenger RNA from Stomoxys calcitrans (stable fly), 1374 nucleotides. Its product is annotated as galactose-proton symporter. Gene Ontology annotation, cellular component: membrane. Gene Ontology annotation, biological process: transmembrane transport. The transcript is spliced from 3 exons. The record is from RefSeq and is a predicted model, not a curated record. Lineage: Eukaryota; Metazoa; Arthropoda; Insecta; Diptera; Muscidae. Gene Ontology annotation, molecular function: transmembrane transporter activity. The coding region runs from base 1 to 1374 and encodes 457 amino acids.
AUGGGUGUCUUUGGCGAAAAAUCCCAAACGGGAUCUAGGAGUUUUAAACAAUUCCAACUAAGUUCGCUGUCUACAGGUUUUCUUAUUUUUAUAUCGGCUGGCAUGGGCUUGGCACAAAGUGCUGGUUGGUCGGAUCACCAUGUGCCGGUACAACAUCUUCACUUUUAUUAUAGUUGGCUAAUUGCAGUGAUUAUGGGUGCAUUACUUUCCCUACCUCUGAGAAACAUACUGCCCAGGAAGUUUUUAAUGGGUAUCUCAUCGGUUUUCAUUCUAGCUGGUGGCAUCAUCUUUGUUAGUCUCUCCCAUAAUGUGGAUGCUUUGAUUGCUAGUCGCUAUCUAAAUGGAGUAGCCAUAGGCCUAAUGACCGUACCAUAUCUCAUGCAUGCCAGUGAAAUAUCACCUGAUAAUUGUCGUGGUCUUGCCACUGGCCUGGAGCAAUUUGCUGUUACUGUGGGUAUGGCUAUUCAAACUAUAGCCUCUAGCCAAUGGAAUGCCAAAUCCUGCUUUACUGUCAACUGUUUCCAUGGCAUUAUGGAUACAAUACUGGCCGUAUUAUCCUUGGCUUCGCUAUACUAUUUCAUAGAAUCUCCCGUGGAUUUUCUACGCUUUGGAGAUGAUGCCGCAGCUUUGGAUUGUUUGGCCGCGUUACAAAGGCCCCAAGGAGCUACAAUGGCCACGCACAGACGCCUUGUGGAACUUAAGGAUUAUGUGCUAGAACAUAGUAAUUUGUCCAUUAUGGAAAGCUUGAAACGUAGUUCCCUACCCUUGGUGAAAAUGAUUUUAUAUCGCAGUACCAUCUUAGCUUUUACCUCCUCCAUGGUGCUAACAGUGGUAGCGAAUAUCGCCGUAAGAGUGAAUGGAGCCACCUGGUCACCAGUACUGGGGGCUCUCCUACACAUUUUUGGCAGCUGUUUAACUUUGGCAGUUGUGGAUAAAUUGGGUCGUAAGAUACCAUCGAUUAUAUGGAUUCUUUGUAUGGGAGCACUUCUGAUGCCCGCAGCUGUUAUCAUGGGUUAUCUGGAAAACGUAUUGAAUGUGGCCAAGAUGCGAACGAUUACCUCAAUUUGGUUGUCCAUACAAUUGUUUGCUGGUCUAUUUGCUGCCAAUACCUCGACUUAUGUGAGCGAAGCUUUCCCUUUGAGAACCAAAUCUUAUUGCAUGACCCUAUGUGUCAUUGUGGAACAAAUUAUUCGUAUCAUCAUUAUAGCUAGGGCCGACUAUUACGGCAGUGACAUCAGUCUUAUGGCUAUGAGUAUCAUAGCCAUGAUAGCGGGGGCCUGUCUACUAGUGAUGCUGCCCGAAACAAGGAAGACUACUCUGAAGGAGGCCCAAGACAGUUUAAGGUUUUUCUUUAAUUUUGGUAGGCAAGACUAA